Neohortaea acidophila is the source of this 279-nucleotide messenger RNA. Its product is annotated as dolichol phosphate mannosyltransferas-like protein subunit 3. The record is from RefSeq and is a predicted model, not a curated record. Gene Ontology annotation, biological process: GPI anchor biosynthetic process. The coding region runs from base 1 to 279 and encodes 92 amino acids. Gene Ontology annotation, cellular component: endoplasmic reticulum membrane; dolichol-phosphate-mannose synthase complex. The transcript has 3 exons. Lineage: Eukaryota; Fungi; Ascomycota; Dothideomycetes; Mycosphaerellales; Teratosphaeriaceae.
AUGACGCGCGCACAGCAGCACAUUUCCAUCGCCGCCCUAUUAUCAUCUAUCUACCUGGCGUGCUUCAUGGGCUUCGUCCCCUUUCCUGCCAAGAUCCAGCAAGACAUCAUCCCCGUCCUACCUUUCUGGGCCAUUGUCUCCUUUGGCGCCUAUCUGCUAUUCAAACUGGGCUAUGGAGUCCUGACCUUCAACGACGUCCCCCAGGCCCACAAAGAGCUCAUGGCACAAAUAGACCAGGCUAGGACGGAGCUCAAAGCAAAAGGAGUCGAGGUGGACUAA